CUUGGGUUUGAUCUUGGGUUUUCUUUGUUCGUUCUCUUUUCUAGUUGCUGGCGGUCUUCGUUCGUGAAACUCUCAUCUGCGAAUUUUUAGCCUUUGUAUAAAUGGAGGAUGAUGCCAAUGCUGCAAAGAAAGAGGAAGAGGAAUUCAAUACGGGACCUCUCUCUGUUCUGGCGAUGAGCGUAAAGAAUAACACACAGGUGCUGAUCAAUUGCCGUAACAACAAGAAACUUCUCGGUCGUGUCAGGGCUUUUGACCGCCACUGCAACAUGGUUCUGGAAAACGUAAGAGAAAUGUGGACUGAGAUUCCAAAAACUGGGAAGGGUAAGAAGAAAGCACUCCCCGUUAACAAGGACAGAUUCAUCAGUAAGAUGUUUCUUCGAGGGGAUUCAGUUAUCAUUGUUCUCAGGAAUCCUAAAUGAGGACUAGAAUGUAUAUUUCAGAGUAAAAGGAAGCACUUCGUUGAACAUUUUGAAAUCAGGAGAACCUAACUGAAAAUAAAAAAUUGUCAUUUGGUGCUGGCAGGGUUAUGGAAGGAAUGCAUUAUGUAGUAGGUAUUGGUUUGUAUCUUGGUAGCUAAUGGUUGUAGCUUUGAGCAUACCUUGUAAUACUUCACUGUGCUGACCCUCUGAUCUUUAACUAGUAUGUUACUUUUGUUCAGUACCAUAUUCUGUGCAUGUUGGACAAUUACUAGAUCUAUAUUUUACUUCU
Messenger RNA from Asparagus officinalis (garden asparagus), 708 nucleotides. RefSeq names its product probable small nuclear ribonucleoprotein Sm D2. Gene Ontology annotation, molecular function: RNA binding. Bases 102 to 419 code for a protein of 105 amino acids. Gene Ontology annotation, biological process: spliceosomal snRNP assembly; RNA splicing. NCBI's taxonomy places the organism in Eukaryota, Viridiplantae, Streptophyta, Magnoliopsida, Asparagales, Asparagaceae. The transcript has 5 exons. The record is from RefSeq and is a predicted model, not a curated record. Gene Ontology annotation, cellular component: U4/U6 x U5 tri-snRNP complex; U2 snRNP; precatalytic spliceosome.